UAGGUCAAAAUCGAAAAGCAAAACAGUCACAGAUGCAAACACGAGAGUAUUUCAUCCUUGCGACCAAUGUGUCGCUUAUCACCGCAUGUUAACGGUGAAAAACAGUGAAAUCAACGAACUACAAAAGUUAGUCGCCGCCUUAAGAAGUCAACUGCGAGAGAAAGAAGUCAUCCAUGGGACAUGUGAAGACCAUAACCUCAAACAACCUGCCAACUGCAACGUAAACUACGAUCAGAAGAAUAGAAUCCACAUAGGGAAAACGAGUUCAAAAUCUAACCUGCACUUCGAAGUGUCCAAGGUGUACACAUUUUGUAAAAUGGAUGAAGACAGCAAGCAUGCAGCCAUCCAAUACCUGCUGAAAAAGGGCAUGAGUGUACAAGAGAUCCACAGCAACAUGAUGGAAACAUGGGAUAAGAUGCCCCUUCCUAUUCCGCUGCGAAAAAGUGGGUGGAAGAAUACAAUCAGGGUGAAACCUCAAUCCACGAUGCACCCCACAGUGGAAGACCAGUAACAGCCAAUACAAAGGGAAACAUCACUCCAAUUGAGGAUAUCAUUACGGCAGACUGGCGGGUGACAGAAUGUUACACUGCUGAGAGAGUGGGCUAUCUCAGGAAUGCGUGAUAAGACUUAUACUUGACGUGCACAAGACUUUAUAUUGAUGUGUCCCACAACUGUUGACAGCAGAAAACAAGCACCCGAGACACAAAAAUGUUCACGAAAACUUGGACCUUUCUGAGGCAAAAUCCUGUGACAUUUCUCAAAUGUUUUGUGAUAACAGAUGCAUGGGUUCACGACUUUCAACCUGAACCCUAAGAUUCAAUUGCAACAGUGGAAUCACCCCUCCUCACACACUCCCAAUAAGUUCAAGUCAGUCAUAUCAGCUGGCAAGACAAUGGAGUCUGUUUCUUGGGAUUCGAGGGGUGUUAUCCUGGCUGAAAACCUGAAAAAAGAUGAAACAGUGAAUGGAGCACAACUAAUGCAUUUGUGAGAGGACAUGAAAGUGAAAUGUGUUGGGAUGUUGACACAAUAAGUGCUUUUUCAUCAGUACAAUGUGCCUGUGUACACAUCCAUUGUUGCAAUGUCUGCCAAUGUGUCCUGCGCCUUUGUACUGCUUCGGCAGCCACUUUAUUCACACAGUUUGGCCCCUCUGACUUUCUUCUCUUUCCUAAGCUCAAGAUAAAUGUAGCUGGAACCCAUUUUCGAUCAGAUGAUGACAUAAUGGCUGUGGUGGGCCUUUUUGCUAUUCAGUACAAAUCAUUCUACAAGGAGAGUAUAAUAGGUCUGCAGCAGCGGUGGCAAGAACGUGUCACCCUAAAAGGGGACUACGCUGAAAAAUAGCCAUAAACAUUUAGACUACUGACAGCCUUUAUUGGGCCCCCUCAUAUACAGAAAGAAAAUUAGACCCAAAUACGUAAACAAAAACAA
Messenger RNA from Schistocerca nitens (vagrant locust), 1425 nucleotides. RefSeq lists its product as uncharacterized. Lineage: Eukaryota; Metazoa; Arthropoda; Insecta; Orthoptera; Acrididae. The transcript is spliced from 2 exons. The record is from RefSeq and is a predicted model, not a curated record. The coding region runs from base 86 to 511 and encodes 141 amino acids.